AUGCCCCCCACGUUGUCCAAGCUCCUCUCCCUUCUCACCCUUGUCGGCAUAUCUUCCGCUGCUGCAGUUGUGAAGCGGAACCCUUGCGACGGCGUCGACGCUUCACCUGAGCUCUACCAUGAAUACAGGACGGAUGUAUGCCCCCCUAAGAACAGGCUUGAUGCUGAUGGCACUUGUCCCUUCGUUGACGGAUUCGACGGUCCGGACUUGAAAUACCUCCGAUGUGCCAAGUACUGCGAGAUUCGCACCAAUUUCUUCUGGGGCCGGGAACAACCGUUUGCCAACACCUAUUGCCACGGUCCCAUGGCUUGCACUAUUACCGAGACCAAGACUCGCACCGUCACUUGGAACGCCGGUGGUAACCUGAGCUUGAAGGUCCGAGAGGCCCUCACACUGGGCGUCUCAGGAUCCUAUUCUUCUGCCGAGGCCGACGCGUUCGCCAGAGCCUUCUCCGUCAAGCUGGAGAACAAUGAGUGCGGCUACUUCACCUUCGUCCCCGUCAUCCACGACUCAUGCGGCAGUUUGACGGAGGGCCCCGCCGAUAACACCCCCGGUUUUCCUCGCGCCACCUGCACGGAUGAUCGUGGUAAAUGGUCCACCACCGGCAACUAUUGCCAGUCCCAGCUCAAGCGCCAUCCCGACGAAACGGUCGACGGUGAUACCAUCUUCGUCAGGACAGACUGCUCCACGCGCAAGCCUCUCCCUGACGAUAAGCAGGACGACAUUUACAAGCGGCCUGGUGUGCCUCUACCCCGGGUCCUACAGGAUGCGUGGGCCACAACUUUCGACCAGAUGAGCACCGGCGACUUCAAUAUCCAGGGAGCCAUAGAGUGUUCUGGUGAGGGCUCUGGCCCUCUUCAUGCCUGCCGCGCAUUGGGAGCCGGUCAAGCCGAUAUCGAGGGCAAGUGGACUAUCCCCGCCGGCCGCAAGGGUGAUCACCACUGGUUCGGUGACUUUCCCCUCGACACCAACGAACCGGGCUGCUCUUUCUAUAUCGACUUCCUGGAGGACCUUGACCCUGAGAAGUGCCCUAUCAACCCCACUGGACUUGCUACUAUCAUUGACAGCAUCACCGAUGCCUGCAAGGACAAGGGGGUUUAUGGAUCGGCUACUUUCGGUGGCGAUUGCCCGAUCCGUCUUGUUACUGGGAAGCGCUCAUGGCCAGAGGGCACUUCCCGUCCUGCGUAA
Messenger RNA from Scedosporium apiospermum, 1188 nucleotides. RefSeq lists its product as uncharacterized. The coding region runs from base 1 to 1188 and encodes 395 amino acids. The record is from RefSeq and is a predicted model, not a curated record. NCBI's taxonomy places the organism in Eukaryota, Fungi, Ascomycota, Sordariomycetes, Microascales, Microascaceae. The transcript has 2 exons.